This is a messenger RNA of Colletotrichum orchidophilum, 1596 nucleotides long. RefSeq lists its product as uncharacterized. The record is from RefSeq and is a predicted model, not a curated record. The transcript is spliced from 2 exons. The coding region runs from base 1 to 1596 and encodes 531 amino acids. NCBI's taxonomy places the organism in Eukaryota, Fungi, Ascomycota, Sordariomycetes, Glomerellales, Glomerellaceae.
AUGGGCAUCUGUGGCUUCGCCGUGACGAACUUUUUUCCUGCAGAGUUCAGGAACUUUAUCCAAGGCGGCAGCACAGAAAGAAGAAUCGCAGGGUCGGAUUUAGAAAGCCUCAAGGGCCCAACUCACGUUGAUACAGGGGGCUCACGCCGACUGAGACUCUUCAUGCCCGCCGACGGACCGAACAUCAACCUCUGCAAAACCAUCAUGUCGGCCGUCGCGCUGGGCUAUCCCAUGCCCACGCUUCUGAACUGGAACGGGGAGUUCAACAGGCCCGACUGGCACUUUUCUGGUUCCCAUAUUGCGAAGCUCGAGUCGCUGUUGACAGUCAUUGGUGCUCUUUACGAAAAGGAUGACGGCGACGACGUCAAUGAGAAUGAUCUCGUCCUCCUCGUGGACGCCUACGACAUCUGGUUCCAGCUUCCCCCAUCCGUCCUGAUCGAGCGCUUUCACCAGCUCAACCUGAAAGCCAAUGGCCGGGUGCAGAAACAAUGGGAAGAAAGCGGCCUGAAGCCCGGUUUUCCCAUCAGCCCCCCGACGCAGAGCAUCGUCGUCACCACCGCCAAGGAUUGUCAGCCGGACCGGGAGUCAGGAUCCGACCCGCGGUACGACUACUGGCCAGACUCGCCCCUACCGCAAGACUUUUACGGCGAGCAGACCGACCAGGUGCUGCCGUACGUCUUUGAUUCGGCGAGGAAGUACAAGAAGAUCCGACCCCGAUGCGUCAACAGCGGGAUGAUCAUGGGCACUAUCGGGUCUCUGCGGGGCGCGCUGCGGAAGAGCAAGGAGAAGAUUGACAAGGCGGCCGCGAGCGGGCGGCAGCUCUGGAGCGACCAAGCGCUCUUUGCAGAGGUCAUUGGGGACCAGGAGGUGUGGCGCCACUGGGUCCGGGGACUCUCUUCCACGUGGAACGGUUUCGUUUCCCAUGAGAAUCUCGGGAGCCUGCCCAAGGAGGUGCGGCAGAUUGCCGACGCGGCGCUGGCUGGCGAGAUGUUCGAGUUCGGGAUCGGGCUGGAUUAUGAGUUUGCCACGAUUCCGCCUACCUGCUCCGCCGAAGAUGACGGAUACUUUGUUGAACUUGAUGAUGUCGAGGCGAUCAGGAAAGAGUCCGAAAAGGCAGGAGUCCCGGGCAACGUGAGGAUAAAGGGAACGCCGCAGGAGCUGAAAGAUGUUCCUCGGUUUCUGCCGGGGUACAGCUGGGGCAACAUCUCGCUCUACACCGACUUCUUCUUCGGAACCGCGCCGGUGGGCAUACACCACAACGCUUACAUCUUUGGCCUGAAGAAGUGGCGGCUAGAGAAUUGGUGGAGCCUGACGUGGUUCUACCCUCACUUGCGCGACCUCGUGAUGGAGGCUCUCGAUGCGAACCGAAAGCUGACACCCUUGGCGAGACUUCUCAUACAUGGCGACAGCGGGAAUGAGAUGGUGUACUGGGCGUCAGAGGAGGUGGUCAAUGGGAAGAAGAACGUUCGGGUGUUUGAUGGUUCGAAGAAUCCUGGGAGCUUUUCAUCUAUUGGAUGGAAUGGGUUAUGUCAGAAGGGAGAUGAAAAGUGGUAUGAUGUGCUUUUCGGGGAUGGAAAGGGGCCAAUGGCGGUUUGA